CUCCGCCUCCUCGUGAAACGCAGACCGGCAUAAUGUCUUGGCGCCUAUUGGCUAAGCAGGGUGCCGAAGCGCGAAGGUUUUACGGGAAUAUCUUCUCUGAUUGGUCGCUUGCUUCUUUGUCUUUGAGCACUGUGUUGUGUGAAUGCGCUCAGAUUAAAGGGACUAUUUCCCCGGACCAGCUGUCUACCAGCACGGACACAACAAAGGACCCAGGAUGGUGUUGGUACACGUUGGAUAUUUAGUUCUCCCCGUCUUCGGCUCGGUUAGAAACAGAGGCUCACAGCUGUCCCGACACCAACAAAGUCAUGCCCCUUCUUGCCGACACAUCCACCUUGGGGCCCCGCAGGCGGCCGUCUCUGCCGAGUUCCCCCUGGGACAUGGCGGCCAGCCCCGCCUGACGGCGGCGCUUGCCCCCCACCUGCCCCCGGUGCACCACCAGACCCUCGCCACCUUGACGGCCGCGUCAGUACCGCCACCUCCACCCCCUCCUCCGGCCACAUUCCAGGAUGCGUCCGGGCCCUCCUUCCUACCUCAGGCUUUACAGCAGCAAUACCUCCUCCAGCAGCAGCAGCUACUGGACACCCAGGACCGCCGGACCCUCCCCCACUACAGAAGAGCCCAAGAGCGAGUUCCUCUGAUCCAUCAGCGUUUACGCCCCGGCUAUGAGUAUGCCCCAGGGCUCCAUGUUCCUCAGCCAGUGGGCCAGCAGCCACGCUACCUUGCUGAGGGCACAGACUGGGAUCUGAGCGUAGACGCCGGCCUCUCGGCCCACCAUCAGUACCAGCUCCAGCAGCUUCCACAGCACUAUCAGCACUACCUGGCCACUCCCAGAAUGCACCACUUCACCAGGAACUCAACUUCUGCACAAGUGGUGGUGCAUGAGAUCCGGAGUUACCCGUACCCCCAGCUCCACCUUCUGGCCCUGCAGGGCCUCAACCCUUCACGCCACGCCACUGCUGUGCGGGAGAGCUAUGAGGAACUGUUGCAGCUGGAGGACCGCCUGGGUAGUUUGAGCAGAGGAGCAAUGCAUACAACCAUCGAGAGAUUCACCUUCCCACACAAAUACAAGAAGAGGAAGCCUCUAGAAUGGAAGAUGGGAGAGGAGGAUGAGGAGGAGAAGGAGACAGAUGUGGAUGAGAAGUGCACAAUCUGCUUGUCCAUGCUGGAAGAGGCUGAGGAUGUUAGGCGGCUCCCCUGCAUGCAUCUCUUCCACCAGGGCUGUGUGGACCAGUGGCUGGCCACCAGCAGGAAGUGUCCCAUCUGCAGAGUGGACAUUGAGACACAGCUGCACCCCGGAAGCUGAUAAGCAUGAGGCUCAACAUCUACAGUACAUGCCGGCUAAACACCCCGAGAUCGACUUCCACCCCCCCC
Messenger RNA from Gadus morhua (Atlantic cod), 1371 nucleotides. RefSeq names its product E3 ubiquitin-protein ligase RNF165. NCBI's taxonomy places the organism in Eukaryota, Metazoa, Chordata, Actinopteri, Gadiformes, Gadidae. The coding region runs from base 215 to 1303 and encodes 362 amino acids. The transcript is spliced from 8 exons. Gene Ontology annotation, cellular component: nucleus. The record is from RefSeq and is a predicted model, not a curated record. Gene Ontology annotation, molecular function: zinc ion binding; ubiquitin protein ligase activity.